AUGGUGAAGAAUAUUGGGGAGCAAGGUCUUCUAGAAGCCUUGGGGAGCAAGGACAUGAAGCUUGAAGAAGAAGAUGAGUUGUGUGGAUGUGAUCUUUCAAAAUCAUCGGAAAGCAGUUUCUGGAUCGUUGCAGGAUCAGAUGACCCGGUGGAAGACGAGAGUUUAUGGAACUGUACUCUAUUUCGGCCCCUGGUAAAUCAGGAGGAGAAAACUGUCAGUUUUGUUCACAUCCAGCUGGGAAAACCAGUAGGAAGACGUGAUCUUGCUCCUGAUCGUGAUAUGUACCUGUGCAUCGAGCCUUUUGCCACUACUACCGCCAUAUCCACAUUGGUAGAUUACAACACAAUAACUAUAAUGCCUAAAUACGUAGCCAUCAAAGGAGUCAAUGACAAAUAUCUCAGCCUUAAUGACGAGGUCGCGCUUACUUUCAUGUCUGAUGAUCUUGGGGAGGAAGGCAAUGCUUACGAGAUUCACAGCAGCAGUGACGGCCAUGUCUUUCUCGAACUAGCUUUCGUUCCUCGUAAGCAUGGUUUUUGGCGAGCUGAAGAAGGAGGCUCGGUCAUGAGCAGAGCACCCCAUUCUGGCUCUGAAGACCCAACUGACCCGACCAUGCUGUUUUCAGUAAUCAAGAUUUCCAAGAAUGUUAUUGCUCUUCGUUGCGUAGGAAAUAAUCGGAUCUGCAGGCUAUUCCAAUAUGAGGGAUCGACAUGGGCAGACUUGCAAGCAACAGCAACUGGGCUGAUAAAGGAAGUGCAAUUGCAAGUCAUAGAGCCUGUGGUUGAACGUAGAGUUAACGUUUUCCAAUUCGAUCUGGACAGAGCUAGAAUCUAUGACCGCAUACCGCUCACAUAUACUGAAGGACAAGCCGACAAUCCAACCGACUCUGAGCAAGAGUUCACCCUCAACUUUACCUAUACAAAAACUAGAACUUCUUCUUGGAAUACUAGCAAAUCUUGGUUUGUGAAUGGGAGUUUUUCUAUUACUAGUAAAAUCCCAUUCAUUGGUGAAACUACUAUUGAAGUUGGAGGAGGGUACUCGGAGCAGUAUGAUAUAGGGGGAACUAUUGAAGAGUCAGAGGAAGUGGGAAGCACUUAUACUGUGAUGGUGCCAAAAUGGACAAAUGCAACCGUAUCUGCUGUUGCGACACGAGGCACAUGCGAUGUCCCUUUCUCUUACGUUCAAAUUGAUCGAAUGGUUAAUGGGGAAAGUGUGACGACUACAUUGUCUGAUGGUGUUUACACUGGUAUGAAUGCCUACCAGUUUAAAUUCGUUGUGCGAUACGAACCUAGUACCGUUAAGCAACCUGUGCAACAAGACCCUUGA
This is a messenger RNA of Beta vulgaris subsp. vulgaris (sugar beet), 1323 nucleotides long. RefSeq lists its product as uncharacterized. The record is from RefSeq and is a predicted model, not a curated record. The coding region runs from base 1 to 1323 and encodes 440 amino acids. The transcript has 2 exons. Lineage: Eukaryota; Viridiplantae; Streptophyta; Magnoliopsida; Caryophyllales; Amaranthaceae.